CCGGGAAGGCGGGAGGUCCCCGGGGCUGCCCGCGGAAGUUGCCUCCAGGCUGUCCCCGCCAUGUCGUCUGCGGACGCAGGACCUGGAGGACCGGACGGGCCUCCGCGCGCGGCCGCCGCGCUCUGCGGCCUGUACCACGAGGCGGGCCAGCGACUGCGGCGCCUGCAAGACCAGCUGGCCGCCCGCGACGCCCUCAUCGCGCGGCUUCGCGCCCGCCUGGCCGCCCUGGAAGGGGACGCGGCGCCGUCGCUCGUGGACGCGCUCCUGGACCAGGUGGCGCGCUUCCGGGAGCAGCUGCGGCGGCAGGAGGGGGGCGCCACUGAGGCCCAGCUGCGCCAGGAAGUUGAGAGACUUACUGAGCGACUGGAAGAAAAAGAGAGGGAGCUCCAGCAGCUGAUGAGCCAGCCUCAGCACGAACACGAGAAGGAGGUUGUCCUGCUGCGGAGAAGCGUGGCAGAGAAGGAGCAAGCCCAGGCUGCCAGCGACAUUUUGUGUCGGUCCUUGGCUGAUGAGACUCACCAGCUGCGCAGGACACUGGCUGCCACUGCUUACAUGUGCCAGCAUCUGGCCAAGUGUCUGGAUGAAGGACAGCGUGCAGAGGGAGACGGGGGGAAGAGAAACCCUGAUGAGGUGGGCAAUGCAGCAAACCCGCUAGAGCGUACAAGCAGGGAUGCCUCUGGCCAGGCUGUUAUUGAGAAGUUACAGGAAGAAAACCGACUGUUAAAACAGAAGGUGACUCACGUAGAAGACCUCAACGCUAAGUGGCAGCGCUAUGACGCGAGUAGGGAUGCGUAUGUGAGGGGGCUGCAGGCACAGCUAAAGGGGCAGCAGGGCCCCCCUGAGUCUGAGUUGAUGCAGAAGGAAAUCUCCCGGCUCAACAGGCAGUUAGAGGAGAAAAUCAACAACUGCGCAGUAGUGAAACAGGAGCUGGCCGCUGUGAAGAUGGCCCGGGACUCAGCGCUGGAGCGGGUGCAUGUGCUGGAGCAGCAGAUUCUUGCUUACAAGGAUGACUUUACAUCAGAAAGGGCAGAUCGGGAACGAGCUCAUGGUCGGAUUCAAGAACUGGAGGAAAAGGUCUCUUCCUUGAUGUAUCAAGUGUCCCAGAGACAGGACUCCCGGGAGCCAGGCCCCUGCUGGAUUCUUACUGGGAGCAAAACUACCAAGUGCCUAGAGACAGAUGCGUUGGAGCUUGUGGCCCCUGCUGGCUGGAGGUCUGGGUCGCAGAAGAUGGAGCCUCCUGCAGAGGGCGGUCACCUCCACAGAGCCCAGAGAAGUCAGGGUGAACUUCAGUGCCCUCACUGCCUGCAGUGCUUCAGUGAUGACCAACACGAGGCAUUCCUCAGGCACAUGUCUGAGUGCUGACAGUGAGCCAGAGCCACCGUGCCCACGUGGCCCUGCCCAGGCCAGCUGGUCUAAGGGGUUGGGUGGGCAUUCUCAGACCUGAUCUGCAGCUCUGGACCCUAGAUCCCACAGACGGGGCAGGGGACUCUGACAAGUCAUUUUGGUUCCUCAUCGGCCAUCGGUCAGACUGGGUCAGAGGGAACUGUUAGCAGAGCUGGAGGCCGAGAUGGGGUCAAGAGCAUCAAGUGGGUGCCAGUCUGGUCUCAUGUGGAGCUGUAAAGCCCAAGCUGCAAGCCGUGUGUGCGGAAUACUGAGAGGCUAAGGAAAGAAGCUGCUCUGGGAUCUGUGUGCACACUCUCAGGAUGGAGUCCUGCCCUGUUCUGUGGUGAGGUGUAGGCUCCCUGCCUGGUCCAUGCUGCACUACAGUUGCCCCAAACACUGGGGCCUCCCCACCCACAGCAGAGCCACGAGGCUGCACCCAGUGCCCCUUGCAAUAAAUAGCACUUGUCAUGUAGUCAGAAGUGAGAGCACCUUUUUUGUGCUCACUAAGUUUUAUAAUAAAUGUACUUACUACCGUG
This is a messenger RNA of Nannospalax galili (Upper Galilee mountains blind mole rat), 1919 nucleotides long. RefSeq names its product TNFAIP3 interacting protein 2 (gene Tnip2). The record is from RefSeq and is a predicted model, not a curated record. The coding region runs from base 61 to 1362 and encodes 433 amino acids. Gene Ontology annotation, biological process: cellular response to lipopolysaccharide; regulation of transcription by RNA polymerase II. Lineage: Eukaryota; Metazoa; Chordata; Mammalia; Rodentia; Spalacidae. The transcript is spliced from 6 exons. Gene Ontology annotation, molecular function: K63-linked polyubiquitin modification-dependent protein binding.